Molecule: messenger RNA, 855 nt
Organism: Lycium barbarum (goji berry)
Lineage: Eukaryota; Viridiplantae; Streptophyta; Magnoliopsida; Solanales; Solanaceae
Product: acireductone dioxygenase 2-like
Exons: 6
Coding region: 30-689 (219 amino acids)
Molecular function (GO): acireductone dioxygenase [iron(II)-requiring] activity
Source: RefSeq, a predicted model, not a curated record
UAUUUAUUUCCCUUGCCUUCUUUUUUGGAAUGGGGGUUGGUCAGCUAUCAGAAGUAGAAGAGUAUUAUAAUAAGGAUCUUAGCCGAGAAGAAGUGAUAGAAGCAUGGUACAUGGAUGAUAGUGAUGACAAUCAAAGGCUUCCACAUCACCGUGUCCCAAAUGAAUUUGUGUCUCUUCACAAGCUUGCUGAGCUUGGAGUGCUCAGCUGGAGACUUGAUGCUGAUCAGUAUGAGACUGAUGAGGAGUUGAAUAAAAUUCGAGAAUCACGUAAAUAUCUUUACAUGGACAUUAUUGAGGUUUCCCCAGAUAAAUUACCAAAUUACGAGGAUAUGAUCAAGAAAUUCUUUGAAGAACACCUGCACAUUGACGAGGAAGUCCGUUACUGUCUCGGAGGAAGUGGUUAUUUUGAUGUCCGGGAUCGUAAUGACGCUUGGAUUCGGAUUUGGGUAAAGAAAGGAGGACUGAUUGUUGUGCCUGCUGGAAUUUAUCAUCGUUUCACACUUGAUUCAAGCAAUCACGUUAAGGCAAUACGGCUGUUUGCUGGUGACCCAAUUUGGACAGGGUAUUAUCGUCCACAUGCAGAUCAUCUGCCUGCGAGGAAACAAUAUGUUGAAACUUUUGGGGUGAUCACAGAAGGCACUGCUCAAGCAAUUAAUGAUGAUGCUAUCGAUAAUGUUGACGAACUUUAAACCUUUUUAGGCCCUAAUAAUAUAAGAUUUACCGUGGUUGUUCUCUAGUCCCAGAUGUACAUACCUCUGCUUGCCAAAUGUUGAAUUCUAACGUGUAAAUGAUCUUUUAUCGGAGAUUGAACUUUAUAGUGUUAUACAGGUGGAGCUCUUGGGUCCUUUUUUUUAA